AUAUCGCAAGCACGAGUUCAUUCAUAACAUUCAGAGCACAUUUUCUCCCGGAUAUAUGCAAAUUACAGGAUGAGCUGAGUGUAUUUUAAAGCUAUGGGCGGCCCCUCCCUCAACUGUUGAAAAUGCUCGAUCCAAUCGCAGUCCUAUGGCUUGUAGCAGUUGCAGCACUAUGGGGAUUUUCGAUACCUCUCAUACGCAGAGGAAGCAAAGGAGUCGAAAAUAUAAAACGCCCCAACGCCAUCGAACAGUGGCUUGCGGAAGUCAAGUUCCUAGCUGCAAAACCUAAAUACGUUCUGCCGUUCCUCAUAAAUCAGAGCGGAUCGGCAAUAUAUGCCUUGGCCUUGGGCUCGACAGACCUGUCGUUAGCUGUGCCUCUGACCAACUCGCUGACAUUUGUGUUUGUCACCCUGGCGGGACGUCUGCUUGGAGAGUCUGUUGGCAACACUUAUACAUACAUGGGGAUGUCCCUUGUUGCGACUGGUGUCACUCUCUGCGUUGCAGACAGGGCAUGGAAUGCCACUUGAAGAUCUCCAGUUACAGCAGGCAUUCACAGUUUUUGUAUAGUGUGCAAGUUUUGAAGUAAACGCAUAAAUUAUUGAUGCCCAUCCUAUCUCGCCAAAGCACGAAAUUAAAUGUAAAGCAAGAGUAUUAUGGCACCAAUAAAUGCGUACUAUAUGA
Molecule: messenger RNA, 678 nt
Organism: Ornithodoros turicata
Lineage: Eukaryota; Metazoa; Arthropoda; Arachnida; Ixodida; Argasidae
Product: transmembrane protein 234 homolog
Exons: 5
Coding region: 123-524 (133 amino acids)
Source: RefSeq, a predicted model, not a curated record